UAAAAUUUAAGGAGAAUUAAUUAAGAAAAGGAAAACAAAAAGGAAAAGUAAACUAAAAAAAGAGAGGGGGAGCGGAAAAAGAAGCAGCACUACAUUCAGACGAGACACAAUUCCCCAUACGUUCCCCCUUGACUCUCUCACUUUCUUUUUCACGCAUCAAUUUCUUUUCCCUCGUUCCCGUCGCGACCGUCGUCUUCCUCUCCAACCGCCGUUUUGAAAUAUUCGACGCCGUUCGAAUCUCUUAUUUUUCUUUUUUCUUCAGCUCCAUGCUUCUCUAAUUAUUCAAUUCGUGAGUUUUCUUCCCUUUUUUUCAAAAAAAGAAAAGAAAAUUAAUGUUAUUAUUUUUGUUUGUGUGGAUGAUAUUGUUGGGACGUUGAAAGCUUGAAAUCAGUUCUGAGAAUGGAGUAGAAAAUGAUAUCGUUUUCUCGCCCUUAUUUGAGCUUCUUUUAAUUUUUUUCCCUGGAUUUUCAAUAACUUGUGAGCGAUUUUUUUUUUAGUACGACAGUAAAUGUUCCGAACCAAUGAUUCUUUAUUUUUACUGUUUUGAGUUUAUGCCUUUUUCUUUGUGAAAAAAAUAAAAUAGAACUAUGCGUUCGAGUUGUGAACUUUGAGAAUUUAAUUCUGCAAAUAUUCGUUACUUAAAUGUUUUAGUUUACAUUAUUCUUAUUCUUGUUUCGGGGAAAGCCAGUUAGUGCUUAAUUAAGAAAUAUCCUCUUUUAUCAUCUAUGCGGUAUUUGCCUUGAGUUCGUAGCUUGAAUCGGUGUUGCAAAUUCGGAAUAAAUUCUCUUUUGGGUAUUUGUGUGACCAUGGGGUCCGCUUGUUGUGUUGCUGCAAGGGACAGAACCAUUGCAAACAGAACAGGAGGUGAGACUUCGCAUAGAAAUUUGAGGUGUUCACCAUCAUGGAGCUUCUGCCGAGAUAAUCGAAGGCGUGUAGCUGGUGAAAUUGAUGAGCCUUCUUAUCAGGUAUCUAAUGGAACUAGCCGAAAUGUUAGCAUGGAGAUAAAAGGGACAUUAGGCUCUGAUAGAGGUAAUUUUUCUGAUCAAGGAAGUCCUCUUGAGAUUGAGACCUAUGGAACACCCACCUCUCAAAAAUCACCAGUCCAUGAAGAAAUGGGUGGGAAUAUGAUGACCCCUCCUUCAGACAUAUCAAGAGGAAGCAAUUAUUCGGUUGAUAUAAAGAAUUUGGUAGAAUUGCCCGAUAUCAUUGAUUCAUCUACACCAAAGCUUUCAUUUUGCAUGCCUUCAUCUUUCUCACCACCAGUAACAGACACGUUCUCUAGCCAUGUUCAUUUGCUUCCUCCAAACUCAACCUCAUCACGACGGGCUCACCGUUCACCUGGGCAACGGCUAUUGAGGCAGGUUUCUGAUAGUCGAAUCCUAGGAUUGAAGUCGCCAAAUAAUUAUUCAAUGUCUGAAGCAAGGUCCUCUUUUGUCCUUUCCCGAUGUAGCAAUGACUUAACAGUUGGAUCUCAUGGUGGUUCUUCUGAUGGUUGGUCCAUGCGCACAUUUUCAGAGCUUGUGGCCUCUUCUCAAAGAGAAAGGUGGUCUUUUGACAGCGAACAUUUAGGUUCUGGUUAUGGCAAGAUAAGUGGAUGUAGCAGCAGAUUCUCAUACUCUCCUUCCAUAGAUGCACGAACUUGUGGUGCUUGCUCGAAGCUUUUAGCUGAGAGAUCCUCAUGGAGUAGCAAUGAGAUUUCAGUGGUUUCUGUGCUUGUCUGUGGACAUGUUUAUCAUGCUGAAUGCUUGGAGUUGAUGACACCGGAGGCUGACAGAUUUGACCCAGCCUGCCCAAUUUGUAUGGUUGGAGAAAAGCAGGUCUCAAAGAUGUGCAGAAAAGCUUUAAAAGCUGAAGCAGAGUUGAAAGCAAAACAUCUUAAGUUGUUAAAGAAUAGAGUUAUAGAUAAUUCUGUUGAUGGUAGUUGUAGUGAUAUUGAACACCUAGAAAACACCAAACGAGAAGGAAAAACUCCAAAGUUGGAACCCAGUUCAAGCCGGAGAAGCUCCUUGGCAAAGCCUUUCUUGAAACGCCACUUCUCAAUUGGGUCUAGGUGGGGUAGAUUGCUAUCAGAGAACGACUCUGCUAGGAAGAAGGGGUUUUGGGUAAGAUAUCGAAAAGAUUGAAUUCCCUCUUCUACUGGCAUCAGGUGAGGAGCCUGUCUGUUUCAUCAUGAAAGUUCAUUACUGUCAGUAAAUAUGUGUUUGUUCCCCUUACUUCAAAGGGUUUGUACGAGUCAGGCUUCCAAGGUUUAAUGCAACCUAGUCUCAGCUUAUUAAGUCAGAGGUUUUCCCUUUCCAAGCUAAUACCAUCAACAAGAUAGGCAGAAAAUUUCCGAUAACAACCCACCUUAUAACUCUAGCCCUUUUACUUCUGUUUGCCCAUUUGCUUUGGGGUGGGUAGGGCAUGAGUGUGAUGAACUUUGAGUUGGAUCAAAUUUAAACGCUUAGUUUUGGAAUUCAGUAGGAACCAAGAUAUCCGAUGGGGUGGGAGUUUGGGAGUUCAUAUUUCUCAAGAAAUGAAAGUUAUUUUUCUUGAUUUCCGGAUAGCAAGUAUGGUUGUUCUUUGUAGGUUUUACAUCCCAUUACGAAUGACUGAUACUGAGGAACUUAGACCUUCAGGCAUCUGUCCUCAAUGAAGCAUUGAAUUGAUUAGGAAAAGUGACUUACUAAGAACUUCACUGUGUUUUACCUUUUUAACUCUUCUUUGCUGUAAUUUAUGACACAGUAAAUUGUGCUCAUGUCGCGUGUUGUGUCUGUCGGGUGGAGUUUAUGGAGGGUGCGGGACCUUAAUGUCUUCAAAAGAGCACCGUUAGUUUCUCGAUUUUCAGAACCUAAGGUUCGCAUUGCUGCAUUCAGCAUUUGGUCAAUUAUGCUCUGUAAUUUGGAUUUAUAACUAGGAUAAAGAAGCUGCAUUACUGCAUUAGAAACUCGUUUCUCAGAAUUAACAAUUUAAUCGAUUUUAUUUUUACGUUCUUAAAUAAGAUGAAUGGUUAAAGAGUUGAGAACAAAA
Messenger RNA from Gossypium arboreum, 3009 nucleotides. RefSeq lists its product as uncharacterized. The record is from RefSeq and is a predicted model, not a curated record. Bases 807 to 2123 code for a protein of 438 amino acids. The transcript is spliced from 4 exons. Lineage: Eukaryota; Viridiplantae; Streptophyta; Magnoliopsida; Malvales; Malvaceae.